UUUGUUUUUGUUAUUAAAUGUGACAGCCGGUGCCCGUUGACAGAGCGACCAUCCCGUCUGGAGUUGAAAUUCGUCUCAGUCAGUCUCAGUAAACACACAAAGUUUGUUUGGAGGAGUGAAAUUGUCCGUGAUGAAUAUCCCGCCACCGGAUUUUACGAAACCUCCUCCGGAUUUCUCAAAACCACCACCAAGUGUGAGGGCUAACUACCGCGCAGGCAAUGCCAACCCGCCCUAUCCAUUGCCACCACCAUCUUUUCAUAAUCCUUCCGUUCCAGUUUACUGCCCUAACUUCCCUCCGCCUGUUUGCUACAACCCCAACAUCCCGCCUCCUAAUUUUGCCCCUUAUGGACUCCGGAGUCAAGGCCCAGCAUCUUCAAGAUGUCCACCGCCUCGGACUGGAUACUCCUCGCAAACGAGCUCGGGAACAACUUCGCCCCGAUCAUCUAGCAGUUUUCAGAGUUCCCGGUUUUCCAGCCAUUCCCAAGACCGGUCACGUCGCCCCACAACAACGAGCAGCGCCCACGAUUAUGGCAGCCAUGAAGGAAGCUCGCCUUAUUCCCGCCGGGCGUCGUCUCUUGGGGUAUUGGAAUCUAAAUCGUCACGUCUGAGUAGCACCAGGUCUCUGUCUGGCUCAACUGCAGAUUCCCAAUCGUCCCGUGAGCGCUCCGAGCAUUUGUCGCGAUCUUCCUCAAGACGAGUCGAGACGGAGCGUGAGCGGCUCCUUAAAAAUUGGCGAGCAAACUUCUGCGAGACUUCAGAGGAAAUAGCGAAAAAAUUGGCCGAAAUUGCAGGCAACGAGGAGAAGGAAACCUGGAUCCGCUCGUCCCCGGCAGAAAUCUACUAUCGUCGUCUGAAUGAACAUGUCGUGGAGGGAAGCACGCGGUUGGAUGCGCUUUGUCAGGUGUUUGAGGACCAGUUGGUCGCGCGAGUCGACAGGGAACGUGCGAAACUACCGCCCUACCAGCCGCCCGAGCGAAAGCGGAAGGUCCGAUUGUGCCGGCAUGAAUGUGGAAAGUGCUCGUCGUCGGACUCGUCAGAGGAGGAAUUCGAACCACACGAGGACUGCUCGUUGGAAGAAUUAUCCCAGAAGAUGGCGCACCCGCAGAGGUUACACCCCGACCUCUGGCAUAACGAGCCUGGCGAGAUAAACGACGGUCCUCUGUGCCGAUGCUCGAUAAAGUCCCGCCGCACGGGCAUUCGGCACGGUAUCUAUCCGGGCGAGAAAGGAUUCCCCAAGUGCAAUCCGAACUCGAACAAUGCGGAGCGGCUCUAUCACUAUCGAAUCACCAUUUCGCCGCCAACAAACUUCCUAACCAAGACCCCGACUAUCAUCAAGCACGACCAGCACGAGUUCAUCUUCGAAGGCUUUUCAUUGUUGUCGCACGUCCGCAUCGGGGAGUUCCCCACUUGCAAGGUAAUCCGGUUCAACAUUGAGUACACGAUCCACUACAUUGAGGAGAAAAUGCCUGAAAACUUCACCGUGAAGGAGCUGGAUCUGUUCUUUAAGUACCUCUUCCAUGAGCUGCUGGAGCUAGUCGACUUUCAUUUGAUGCCUGCAGGAGCCGACCCCGAGAGCGUUUGUCCUUGCUAUCAUUUCCUGCCUCGCUUUGUUCGCGACUUGGAGGACAACGGCAAGGAAGUUCUGGCGAUGAGUGAAGUUCUGAAGUAUCUUCUGGACAGCUCCGGACCCUUAGUGGACAGAAACACGCUAGAACAUAUGAACGACAUCAGCCAGAAUGAGUGGCAGGACUACGUGGACUACAUAAAGGGCAUGGUGGUCACGAACCCGGCGAAGCGCCCGUGCUCCGUGCGAAUUGACCAGUUGGAUCGGAAUGUGUCCGACUUACCUGAAUGUGUUGAUAACGAAGUCGCUGGCAUCACGCACCCGGUCAUAGUACACUUCGGAAUCCGCCCGCCACAGCUGAGUUACGCUGGCAAUCGUGAAUAUCAGAAGGUGUGGCGGGAAUACUCCAAGUAUCGGCACUUAAUUGCGAAUAUGUCCAAGCCGUCCUACGACGACAAGCGCAAGUUGAAGGCGAAGGAAGCUAAGCUGGUUGAAAUGCGAACGCAGUGCCGAAUGAAGCGCAGUAUAACGGUCGCCAUUAGUUCAAAAGGUUUCUUCAGGACCGGCAUAAUGUGUGACAUCGUGCAGCACGCGAUGCUUAUUCCUGUUCUGACGACGCAUCUCCGCUUCCAUCACUCACUCGGUCUUUUGGAGCAGGCGAUCGAGUACAAUUUCCAGAAUCGCUAUCUACUGCAACUGGCCCUCACGCAUCCUUCCUACAAAGAAAACUUCGGCACGAAUCCCGACCAUGCUCGCAACAGCCUAACCAACUGCGGCAUUCGCCAGCCAGAGUAUGGCGACCGCAAGAUCCACUACAUGAACAGGCGGAAACGAGGCAUUAACACGCUCAUCAACAUCAUGUCCAGGUUCGGCAAAAAAUACGAGACGGACAGCAAUAUUACGCACAACGAGCGCUUGGAGUUCUUAGGCGAUGCCGUUGUAGAGUUCCUGACAUCAAUUCAUCUGUUCUUCAUGUUCCCCGAACUGGAGGAAGGUGGUCUGGCCACCUACAGAGCGGCAAUUGUCCAGAAUCAACAUCUCGCCGUUCUGGCCAGCAAGUUUCAGUUGGAGCAGUUCAUGCUCUACGCGCACGGCUCGGAUUUGUGCAAUGAACUCGAGCUUCGCCAUGCAAUGGCCAACUGUUUCGAAGCCUUGAUGGGAGCACUUCUAUUAGACGGCGGGAUCACGGUCGCUGACAAGGUGUUCGCACGAGCGCUCUGGAUGACUCAGGAAUCGCUGAAGGAUGUAUGGGAAAAUUAUCCACCACAUCCACUUCAAGAACAGGAGCCACUUGGCGACCGCAAGUGGAUUGAGUCGUAUCAAAUGUUGAAGGAUCUCACCAAGUUCGAGGACUCAAUCGGGGUGCAGUUCAAGCACAUUCGAUUACUAGCGCGGGCGUUCACCGACCGAAGCAUCGGAUUCACCCACUUGACUCUAGGCUCGAAUCAACGACUGGAAUUCUUAGGCGAUACCGUCUUGCAAUUGAUUUGCUCUGAAUAUCUCUACCGCCACUUUCCGGAGCAUCACGAAGGUCACCUGUCCUUGCUGCGUUCCUCCUUAGUCAACAACAGAACGCAAGCAAUGGUCUGCGAUGACUUAGGCAUGACCCAAUUCGCGGUUUACCUAAACCACAAAGCCGAUCUGAAAACCAAAGACCGAGCUGAUCUGCUCGAAGCAUUCCUGGGGGCACUGUACGUAGACAAAGGCUUAGAAUAUUGCGAAACGUUUUGUCAAGUCUGUCUAUUUCCACGCCUACAAGUUUUCAUAAUGAAUCAAGACUGGAACGACCCCAAGUCGAAGCUGCAACAAUGCUGUCUGACAUUGCGCACAAUGGACGGCGACGAGCCCGACAUUCCCGUUUACAAAGUGAUAGAAUGCAUCGGUCCUACCAACAUACGAGUCUUUACGGUGGCUGUGUACUUUCGCGGAAAACGAUUAGCCACCGCAUCUGGGCCUAGCAUCCAACAAGCGGAAAUGAAUGCAGCCAAGUAUGCACUAGAAAAUUCUCGUGAAUUAUUCCCACAAUUGGAUCAUCAACGGCGCGUGAUUUCGCAAAGCAUCAAACAACAAGGCAAAGGAAGUAAUAUCCGGAGCGACUCACCGACUGGUUCCAAUUUCCGGGGAAGCAUAUACGCCAGGGAUGCCGGAGAUGAUUCACAUUUGCCGAAGCAGUACAGGAUUCGGGAGGAUGUGUCCAGUGAUGAGUUGAGCGUUUCCAGCGACGACUACAAGAGGGAUACUCAGAAACGAAAGAAACGGAAGCAUAAGAAGAAACGGUCACGGUCUUCAAGCAAAGCGAAAUCUAGUGUGGAAAAACGUGAUGAUGACAGUAAUUCCGACACACAAUGCCAUCCGGAGAAGGACAGCAGCAAGAAAAAGGAUCAUCGCACUUACACUUCUGAAAAAAGUGGCAGUUAUUUGAAAGUGUCCGAGGCUGAGGAGGUUUCGGACGUGGAAUCUGGUGAAAUAAUAUAGAAAGGAAGUGAUGUGGAGCAGAAAAUUAGAUGUAAAUGUAACAAGCCUAAAAGUGGUAAUAAAAUAAUCUGAACG
Messenger RNA from Hermetia illucens (black soldier fly), 4114 nucleotides. It is a transcript of the gene drosha, whose product is annotated as ribonuclease 3. Bases 131 to 4039 code for a protein of 1302 amino acids. The record is from RefSeq and is a predicted model, not a curated record. Gene Ontology annotation, biological process: rRNA processing; regulation of gene expression; primary miRNA processing. The transcript is spliced from 4 exons. Gene Ontology annotation, cellular component: nucleus. Gene Ontology annotation, molecular function: double-stranded RNA binding; ribonuclease III activity. Lineage: Eukaryota; Metazoa; Arthropoda; Insecta; Diptera; Stratiomyidae.